CUCUCAGGAUGAUCAUUAUUUGUCUAUGGACGAGUUUAUGAGGCGUCAUGGGCGACGGGUGAAAGUCACGUGGGAGAAGAUGCGGUCGAUGAUAAACUAUUUGCUGUGGUCCCCGGUGGUUGGGGUCCACAGAUUUAGAACAUUCCAGAUGUUUCCAGUUGUUUCCUCUGGGCACGUCUCAACUCACGUCAUCAAGACCUCGACGCCUUUCCCCUGCAUUAAGCCCCGCCCCCAGAGCAGAGCAGCCAUUCAGGAGAGAGGAACGUCACUUUUGGUCGCUUCCUAUUGGCUCUUCUUGAGGAAUCAGAGGAGGAAUCAGAGGAGGAAUCAGAGGAGGAAUCAGAGGAGGAGCCGAGGAACCGCGGAGACAUUUUCAAACUGGGACGCGCCACACGGUGUAGUUUCGUUUAACAGGAAUCUGUGUCUCUCCUGAGCUGAGUCACGGUGCCACAGUGUCCACUUCUGUCCACGCCCAGUCUGCUGCACACGCACUCUCAGGAAGAAAAUAUGGCUGAGGGACCCGCCCCACACGAGUUUUUUCAGAAGUCGAAGAUUAAGUCAGAGGAUGACGACAUGUCAGAGGAAAAACAUUCCCAUACAUUUAUUUUAAACUAUCCCAACUCAAGGGAGAAAUACACAAUCCACUGUGAUCAUCCCCAAACGGUGCUGGAGGCCAUCAGCUGCAAGAACGACUGGCACGAAAAGCUGAAGUGUAAGGAGCAGAACCUGACUGUGCAGAUUGGAAAAGCUUCUCAGGGCACAGCCAUCGCCACACACUUCCCCUGUCGCCUUCUGGAGACCAAUGAACUCGUCACUUUAACAGCAACGAAUGAACAGGUGGUACAACGAGGAGCAUUUGACCGAACAGUGAGUCACAAUGAACGCUACUAUGUCCUGAACAUCCAGACGAAAGGGGGGACCAACGCAAAGACCAAGAAACUUUUCAGGAGUUCUUCCAUUAAGAAGUUCGCACAGCUGUGCGUCUAUGGAACCAGAGACAUGACCAUCAAAGACGCCAUCGCACGUGACGGACGCUUCGUAGAGCUGAGCGAAUUUAAACUGGAAGAUGUUACAGACACCAAGUCUUAUGUUUUCAGUGAUGAUAAAAUAGAAGCGCAUAAAAAUAAAACAUUCAGGAUUUGUUUAGAAAGGGAAAAACCUAAAGCGAACACAAACCCAGAAAAACAGAGCAUGGAGCAGAAGGCAGCAGCGAAAGGCCAGGCCCAGGACGCCUCAAAGGUCACCCCAAGUGCACAGGAGUCUGCAAAGGUCAGGAGACUCACUGAGGUCCUGAAAACAAAAGAAGCAAAAGGUGAAAAUGUCGAAGAGGUCUAUGAACGGCUGCGACAGCAGUUUCCUCAUCUGAAGAAAAUCCUGGAGAACCGAUAUCCUGAAAACACUUUAGAGGAGACGCUGGAGAAAGUGGAUUUUGGAAAAGCGCAGCAGUCAUUCAGUGAUGUUUUCCGACUGGAAAAGCUGCUUAAACUGGGCAAGUCCGUCGGCAAACUGGUGGUGGUGGGGAACAUGUCUGGAACGGCGUUUGUGCUGUGUGACCGUUACAUCAUCACAAACGCACAUCUAUUUAAAGAAGUGAUGGACGAUGACAACAACCUGGACCCCAAUGUAGAAGUGUACGUUUUAUUUAAUUAUACAAACCCUGUCCUGCAGAACACUCUUCACUUUACUUCUCACAAGAUGAUCGACUUUGAUGAGGAACAGGACUACGCCGUCCUGGAGCUGGAUGUCCCUGGCCAGAACAAAGUGCCUCCUGGACUCAUGAAUCUAUUCUGCCCGAUGCCUGAGAGCGGAGAGGCCUGCAUCAUUGGACACCCGGCCGGCGAUGUGCAGAAGAUCGACCCCACGUGUAUCAUUGGGAAGGAGUACAGGGGGAAGGAGGUGAACGACCACCUUCAGAGGUUUAAGGACAACAUGUUCACCCACAUGUCCAUCAGUCAAUUCAUCGAAAAGCAGGGCAUCUCCAGAAUCCUGUCCCAGUCCGAUCCCCUGUACGAGUCUGCGUCCACCUACCCCACCUACAUGUACCACGGCUCCUCAGGCUCCCCCGUGUUUGACGCCCACUGCAGGGUCUUUGGGCUGCACUCCGGGGGCUUCGUCUACGGCAUGUCUCCUCAAACCGAAAGCGUUAUAGAGUUUUCUCGCCCAGUGCUCUUGAUAUUUGAAAAGUUUGUAACUUCUCUGAAAAACAGGGGAGAGAAUGAAGUUCUGAAGGUCGUGAAGGAGCACUCAAAAAAACAUUCUUACCUGAAAAAAAUCCUGAGGAAAAUUGUGGGAUCGGAAAACCGUGAAGAGCCCAUGGACACAAGCUAACUUCAAACCACCAUGAGUGAGUUUAUACACAGGUGGAUCAGAAACAAAACAGCAAAGAGCCAUAAUAUGAUUCCAAAUUCUUCUUCAGUUUUUCUUGUAACAGACCAGGCUGUUUCUAUGUUUACCUGGACAUGUUUGGAUUGUCUGCAGUCCUCAGAAGAGUCAGGAUGUUGUGUCUUUGGCACAGUUUUCCUUCUUGGAGAGAAAUGACGACAGCGCCCUCUGCAGUCCAACUUUUUCACAACAAUAUCCCAUAAAAUAUCCAAAAGGCAAAAGCACAAAUAUUGAACACAAACCUAAAUCUACAGAAAUAAAGCAUGUGGGCGACAGGGAGGACCGCUCCAGAAAGGAUCAGAAUGUUAAGAUGGAUGAAGAACCACGUUAUGGACUGGGACGGAGCCAAAGUCCAGAAAUGAGCCAAAGGAGGACUGAAAAGAGGCUCAAAUGAACUCUAAAUGAGCCAAAAACACAAACUGAAGAGCUGUCCAAGUGCCUCCUGAAGGACCUCGAAUCAGUUUGAGAAACACUGUAAAUCCUCCAUGGACCUCCACCUUUAAGGGACAUCACCCUGAAGUGCAGGUGACCGAGAUGUUUUGGGACAGAUCGCUGCAUCACAUGUGGAGCAGCCGACCUUCUCCAUAAGAACGUCCCAGAACUCUGAGAACAAACACUGGACAGAGUUUGUGCUUUUGUUUCCUCUCGUGUGAUCCAUGCCCUGAGAUUAGACCCUGAGAUUAGACCCUGAGAUUAGACCCUGAGGAUGUAAAUAUUUUGAGCACUUUUCUUUCAAAAUGUGUUUGUGUGACUGUUGCCCCAGUUUUACACUUUUACAGAGAUGU
Messenger RNA from Periophthalmus magnuspinnatus, 3167 nucleotides. RefSeq names its product serine protease FAM111A-like. The record is from RefSeq and is a predicted model, not a curated record. The transcript has 5 exons. Lineage: Eukaryota; Metazoa; Chordata; Actinopteri; Gobiiformes; Gobiidae. Bases 508 to 2328 code for a protein of 606 amino acids.